Messenger RNA from Porites evermanni, 1261 nucleotides. The record is from the annotation of a GenBank genome assembly. Lineage: Eukaryota; Metazoa; Cnidaria; Anthozoa; Scleractinia; Poritidae.
AUGGCAAAGUUCUCAAGAAAGAGAAGACGUCCACACGUUAUCUCGUCCGAAAAGAACUCCGCUCACAAUGCAUUUGGCAAGGUAAAUGAGAAAUAAUUGAAAACAUAUGUUAUAGUAUAUAAUUAUAGUUUAAAUAAUUUGGAAACAGGGAUUCUGUGAAAGUAACUCAACAAGAGGGAAAUUGACUCUUUCACCGAGACCCGAAUAUGCAUCUUGUUUACCCCCACCCCCCAGCCCCCAGAAUAUAUAAACCUUAUUAGCUAGUAUGUUUUUUCUCCGGGGAAUUUGCCUUGUGUCUUUUCAUUAAUUAUGCAUGCAUAUGCACUUGAAUGCACGUGCAUAAGACGACAUUUGAAAGAACAGUUCUCUGGGGUACCAUCACGUGAUCUGAAAGGGAAAACAAAACAUACAAACUUAAAAGGUCGAUUGGAAAAAUGGUUCUGUAAAACAUUGUUGGGUAAACAAGGUGAAUGAUGGUCUUGCUGAAAAUGGUGAAUAGUAAAAUGAAUGUUUAGAACCUUUUAACCAGGUGAUAAAUUGAAAGAGAAAUGCUAUCUCAAACUGGCAAGCCAGUUUGUAACAGGUUUACAGACCCUCCUUUUUCUCUUUAGAGGUCAUCAAGAACUCGUACAUGAAAAUAACAACCGUAAGGGUUUUAUUGAUCAUAAGCGUGAUGUCGAAUUUUCCAAAAAAAAAAAGAGGAAAAAACCUCAGUGGACAGUGUACUUUAGAUUCCCUCUGAAGACAAACGAGCGCCCGUUUUUAGUUACUUGACACUGUCAGAGUGAGUCUUUAAAAUUAGGUGAUCGUGGUGACAUCUAUAUCUAUAUCCCGGCGUUGACGCCAUGUGUGGGUUGAAUUUGAAGUUGGUUCUCUCUCUUGCUCCGAGAGGUUUUUCUCCGGGUACUCCGGUUUUCCCCUCUCCUCAAAAACCAACACUUCCAAAUUCCAAUUCGAUCUGGAACGCACGGACACGUUUAAAUGAGUUCAUAUGCCCUCCUAAGUGCUUCGUGGGCAAACAAGCAAUUUACACUUUUUUUUUUACACCUCUCUUAUACGGACACCCUUUAGUGUCCGUAUUAGAGAGAACCGACUGUACUCGGCGUCUUACAUUUCAAGUAUCCUGUUUAAUUGAUUACUUGGAAUCAUAAACAAUUUUGGAUCUAUUUUUUUGCUUCUCUUUUUGCCUUAGAAACGUAAAUUGGAUCCAUUGAAAAGCUUCAAGUACCACCAACAUCAGCACAAGGGAAAUAAGGUGUAA